Molecule: messenger RNA, 1530 nt
Organism: Lactuca sativa (garden lettuce)
Lineage: Eukaryota; Viridiplantae; Streptophyta; Magnoliopsida; Asterales; Asteraceae
Source: RefSeq, a predicted model, not a curated record
GUACCCCACUACUCCCAUUUCUCUCUCGCUUUUUCUCUCCCUACGUUUCAGAGCGAAUAUCGAUUGGGCAAUUUUUCGAUAAAUCCGAUAUAUACUUCCCCUACGCAAAGGAGUGAAAUUCAAUCCCUCGAUCUCCCCCCUUCAAUUCAACAAAACCCUAAUCUGAUCUUUGUCUUUGACAAAAAUCUAACCCUGUAAACUCCUCCCAAGGAUUGUCAGGUUAACUUCUUCAAAAAAAGAAUGGCAAAAAGUGCCAGGGGAAGACGUAGAACCGCUUCAAGCCACCACAGAACCACCCCAUACCCACACCCACACCUCACCUGCCGCCACGUCUCCGGCGACCUCACCGGAAAACCAAAAGACUGGGAAGACAUAACCUGCUCAGUGUGCAUGGAAUACCCCCACAAUGCUGUCCUCCUCCUCUGUUCUUCCCACAACAAAGGUUGCCGCCCAUACAUGUGCGGCACCAGCUCCCGCUACUCCAACUGUCUCGACCAGUACAAAGCCCACCACCACCCUCCUCCGCCCCCAGCAACCGGUGGUGGUGGUGGUGGUGGUUCGCCACCACCACCGGUUGAGAAAAUCAAAGAAGGGGCGGAGCUCGCCUGCCCACUCUGUCGCGGGCAGGUGAAAGGGUGGACAGUGGUGGAGUCUGCUCGUGAGUAUCUUAAUUUAAAGAAAAGAAGUUGUAUGCAUGAUGAGUGUAGUUUUGUUGGGGUGUAUAAGGAGUUAAAGAAACACGUGAGAGAGGUGCACCCAUCGGCUAAGCCACGUGAAGUGGACCCCGACCAGGAGCAGAAAUGGCGGCGGCUCGAGCAGGAACGUGAGCGGGAGGAUGUGAUUAGCACCGUCACCUCUUCAAUGCCUGGUUCCGUGGUAUUCGGUGAUUACGUCAUUGAACGGAAUCCAUACGGUUUGGAUUCCGACGAUGAUGAUGGUUUAGGGAAUGUCGGAAUCAAUAAUAAUUUCAUGAAUAUGCUUCUUUUGUUUCACGCGUUUGGUCAUGGUGGAGACACAAGAGUACUUGAUGCUGAUGAUGAUGAAGAUGAUGAUGAUGAUGGUGGUGGUGGUGGUGAUGGGAUGUCAUUGGUGAGCCGUUUGAGGCGGCAGGGUAGGGUUAUUUUGGGAAGAUCGGGGAGGAGGAGGAGGAGGAGGAGAUUGGGUGGUGAAAGAUAGAUGUAUGAUAAGAAAGUGAAUGUAAAGAAGGGAAUCAUGAAGAUAAAAGGUUUUUAGGGUUUUAAUUAGUUUUUUAGGAGUGAUAAAAGGAGAAGUGGUUUCGAUGCUUCCCUGUUGUCAUCAAUCAACAAUAUUUGUUGAUGUGUAUGACUGGAAGAAGCUUGAAAAAGAAAAUUGGAGCUUCUUUUUUUUUUUAUAUGUAAACUUUUGUUUGACAAAAAAUGUUUUAAUUUGUGUUUGUAAUUUCCUGAUUCCCUGGAUUUGCUAUGUUCAUGAGAUUUAUGAAUCCGAAACAUUCUUUAAAUCUUGAUGUAAAUAUGCAAUUGAUUGAUUUAGAUGUUUGUUGGAUGGAUG